This is a messenger RNA of Neohortaea acidophila, 5566 nucleotides long. RefSeq lists its product as uncharacterized. Gene Ontology annotation, biological process: transcription by RNA polymerase II. Lineage: Eukaryota; Fungi; Ascomycota; Dothideomycetes; Mycosphaerellales; Teratosphaeriaceae. The record is from RefSeq and is a predicted model, not a curated record. Bases 95 to 5443 code for a protein of 1782 amino acids. The transcript is spliced from 4 exons. Gene Ontology annotation, cellular component: RNA polymerase II, core complex. Gene Ontology annotation, molecular function: DNA binding.
CCCAGUGCAACCUCGCGCAAAAGCGAGACACUCGGCGACAGCACCUCUCACAUCCACCACGACCGACUGAGCGAGCGCUCACACACCGGCAAUCAUGUCGAACUUCACCUUUGCCUACUCCCAGGCGCCGCUCAAGACGGUGCAGGAGAUCCAAUUCGGCCUCUUCUCCCCCGAAGAGAUCAAGAACAUGAGUGUUGUCCACAUCGAAUAUCCUGAGACCAUGGAUGAGCAGCGCCAGCGGCCGCGUGAGAAAGGCCUGAACGACCCCAAGAUGGGCACCAUCGAUCGCGGCUACAAGUGCGCCACCUGCGAAGAGAGCAUGCAAGAGUGUCCCGGGCAUUUCGGGCACAUCGAACUUGCGGUGCCCGUCUUCCAUAUCGGCUUCAUCUCCAAAAUCAAGAAGGUACUUGAGGCCGUGUGCCACAACUGCGGAAAGCUUUUGGAUGAUGAACGCAACCCUACCUUCGCUCAAGCUACCCGCCUGCGCGAUCCCAAGCGUCGCUUCGAAGCCGUCCACAAGCUCUGCAGGAUCAAGAAGAUCUGUGAGGCCGACGAGCCUGCUGAUGACCAGAACGACGCUUUUGGAGACGACCCCAAAGCCAAGCUGAAGCACAAAGGACAUGGUGGCUGUGGUAACCUGCAGCCCGAGAUCCGCAGGGAGCAGCUUCGACUUUGGGGCUCGUGGAAGGUGGCGAAGAGUGAAGAGGACAUGGGUGAUGACCGAAAUGCAGUUGAGAAGAAGCUAAUCACCCCCCAAGACGCGCUGAACGUCUUCCGUAACAUCCGCGACGAGGAUCUUCUCAGACUUGGAUUGAACGCCGACUACGCCCGCCCCGAGUGGAUGGUGCUGACAGUCUUGCCGGUUCCGCCUCCAGCUGUCAGACCAAGUGUGUCGGUGGACGGAACGUCCCAAGGCAUGCGAUCGGAAGACGACUUGACCUACAAGCUCUCCGACAUCAUUCGCGCCAACUCCAACGUCCGACGCUGCGAGCAAGAAGGCUCCCCGCAACACGUCGUCGAUGAGUUCUUCCAGCUGUUGCAGUAUCACGUUGCAACUUACAUGGACAACGACAUUGCCAGCGUGCCCAAAGCCAUCCAGAAGUCCGGUCGUCCUGUAAAGGCCAUCCGUGCUCGCCUCAAGUCCAAGGAAGGACGUCUUCGAGGCAAUCUCAUGGGCAAGCGUGUGGAUUUCUCUGCACGUACUGUCAUCACAGGCGAUCCUAAUCUGGACUUGGACGAGGUCGGCGUGCCGUGGCAUAUUGCCAGGACCUUGACCUUCCCCGAGACGGUCAACGCGUACAACAUCCACAAGAUGACUGCGCUUGUGCGAAACGGGCCAAACACUUGGCCCGGCGCAAAGUACGUGAUCCGCGACACCGGCGAGCGCAUCGACCUCCGUCACUCCAAACGUGCUUCAGAGAUGACACUGCAACCCGGCUGGAAGGUUGAGCGCCACCUCGUUGAUGGCGACCUCAUCAUCUUCAACCGUCAGCCAUCGCUUCACAAGGAAUCCAUGAUGGGUCACCGAGUCAGAGUCAUGCCCUACUCGACCUUCCGUCUCAAUCUCUCCGUCACGUCGCCCUACAACGCCGAUUUCGAUGGUGACGAGAUGAACUUGCACGUCCCGCAAUCGCAUGAGACUCGAGCGGAAGUGAUGAACCUUUGCGCAGUGCCCCUCAACGUGGUGUCUCCGCAGAAGAACGGCCCGCUCAUGGGCAUCGUCCAGGACACCAUGGCCGGUAUCUACCUGAUGACAAGGCGUGACGUGUUCAUGACGAAAGAGCAAGUCAUGAAUAUCCUGAUGUGGGUUCCUGGUUGGGACGGUGUGGUUCCACCUCCGGCCAUCAUCAGGCCCAGUCCGAGAUGGACGGGCAAGCAGAUCGUCUCACUCGCUUUCCCCGCCGGGCUCAACAUGGCUCGCGCGAACACCAAGGAGAGUGACGUUCCACUUGAAGAGAAAGAAGGCAUCGAGAUUCAGAAUGGUGAGCUCAUGUGGGGCCGCAUCACAAAGAAGAUUGUCGGUGCAAGCAACGGCACCGUGGUGCACUUCAUCUACAACGACAAAGGCCCCGAGGCCACGGUGGAGUUCUUCAACGCCAGUCAGAGAAUCGUGGCAUACUGGCUGCUCCACAAUGGCUUCAGCGUUGGGAUUGGUGACACAAUUCCCGAUGCAGUCAUGGCCGACAAGAUCGAAGAAGCGAUCAAGGCGGAGAAGGCAGAGAUUGACACUCUGGUCAGCGAGGUCCAGACGAAUAAGCUUGAACCUGCACCGGGUAUGACGAUUCGGGAGACGUUCGAAUCGAAAGCCAAGAUGUUCUUGGACAACGCCCGAAACAACGGAGGUGAUAUCGCCUACGAUGGUCUCAAGGCUUGCAACAACGUCGCGACCAUGGUGAAGGGUGGGUCGAAAGGCUCCACCACCAACGUCUCCCAGAUGACGGCUGCAGUCGGACAGCAGAGUUUGGAGGGCAAGAGAUUGCCCUUUGGAUUCAAGUACAGGACUCUGCCGCACUUUCCCAAAGACGAUUAUUCGCCUGCGUCGAGAGGGUUCGUCGAGAAUUCCUACCUUCGCGGUCUCACGCCACAGGAGUUCUUCUUCCACGCAAUGGGUGGUAGAGAAGGUCUGAUCGAUACGGCUGUCAAGACUGCCGAGACGGGAUACAUCCAACGCCGUCUUGUAAAGGCCCUCGAGGAAGUCAUGGUCAAGUACGAUGGUACUGUUCGUAACUCGCUGGGCGAUAUCCUGCAGUUCAUCUACGGCGAAGACGGACUGGACGCCAUGUGCAUCGAGCCUCAGAGCUUGGAAAUCAUCUCGUCUGCACAUGGGGCUUUUGAGAAGAAGUAUCGUGUUGAUAUCAUCGACACUAAAAAGGGGCUGACCCUCACGCGAGACGAGCUGGAGAUGGCCGAUGAGAUCCAAGGCGACAUGGACGUGCAAGCGCUCUUCGACGAGGAGUUCGAGGCCAUCCUCUUUGAUCGGGAAAAGAUCCGCAAGGGUGUGGAGGAUUCUUCAGAGAGUAUGCAAUUGCCUCUCAACGUCGGCCGCAUGAUCAGAAACGCCAGAGACAAGUUCAAGAUCAAGGACGGAGCGAGGAGUGAUUUGGAUCCCAAAGAGGCCAUUCCAAAGAUCAAGAACAUGCUCGCCCGCCUUGCGAUUGUCCGUGGCGAUGAUGAGCUCAGCAAGCAAGCAGACACGGAUGCACUGCUCCUCGCCAAGGCCAACUUCCGAUCCAGGCUUGCAUUCAAGAGGAUUGUGAAGGAGGACUCGUUGAACAAGCUUGCGCUCGACAACAUCCUCGGCGACAUCGAGAACCGCUUCUCCCGCUCUCUCGCCAGCCCUGGCGAGAUGGUGGGCGUGCUUGCCGCGCAGUCCAUUGGCGAGCCGGCUACGCAGAUGACGUUAAACACCUUCCAUCUUGCUGGUGUGACCGCAAAGACCACUACGAAAGGUGUCCCGCGUCUCAAGGAGAUUCUCAAUGUGGCGAACGAUCUCAAGACCCCGAACAUGAAAGUCUACCAGCUUCAGGAUGUUCGCCUGAAGCAAGAGACGUGCAAGGACCUUCGUUCCAAGAUUGAGCAUACUUCUCUGCGAUCGGUCACCGAUGAGACGGAGAUCUACUACGAUCCCGACAUUCAGUCGACCGUGAUUCCGGCUGAUCAGGACAUGGUGGAGUCAUACUACAUCCUUCCGGAAGACAACGCCGAGAGCGUGGAGGCGCAGAGCAAAUGGCUGCUGCGCCUCGUGCUUGGUCGUCGGCAGUUGCUCGACAAGGGCUUGACUGUCACCGACGUGGCGCACAGGAUCAAGGAGGUCUUCGGUCAAGACAUUGCCGUCAUUUUCUCGGACGACAACGACGAGCAGCAAAUCGUGCGUGUCAGAAUGCUCACCGGCAAUCGCGAUAAGGAUGAUGAGGGCGGUGACGCUGAGGAAGAGGACACGCUGAAGCGACUGGAGGCACACAUGCUCGAUACUGUCAUUUUGAGAGGCGUGAGGGGAGUGAAGAGAGCUUUUGUCUCUACCGAUGUCUUGAUCAGAGAGGCACCAGACGGGGAGAUCAUCAAGAAGAAGAGCGACAGGCAAUGCCAGGAGUGGUAUCUCGACACUGAUGGCGUCAACCUGCGCGAGGUAUUGUGCGUGGAUGGCGUCGACGCGACGAGGACCACUUGCAACCACUUUGGCGAGAUCAUGUCGGUCUUUGGCAUUGAGGCCACGAGAGCUUCGCUCAUGAGGGAGUUGAAGGACGUGCUGACGAACGAUGGGUCUUACGUCAACCACCGCCACAUGGGCAUCCUUUGCGACGUGAUGUGCGCCCGAGGCAGCCUGAUGGCCGUCACUCGGCACGGUAUCAACCGCGCAGACACUGGUGCAUUGAUGCGUUGUUCCUUCGAAGAGACCGUCGAGAUCUUGUUCGAGGCCGCGUCAAGCGGAGAGCUGGACGAUUGCCGUGGAGUGUCGGAGAACAUUAUCCUUGGACAGUUGGCGCCCUCUGGUACUGGAGAGUUCGAUUGCCUGCUUGAUCAAGACUUACUGCAGACAGUAGUCGCGAGCAAACAAGGCAUGAGCUCUCUGGCCACUGGUGCAGCCAGUCCAAUGGAUGGCUCAAUGACGCCUUACGACGUGGGCUCCCCCUUGGCCGAGGGUGGUUACGGCGCUGGACCCGACUAUGGUGCAUCUUUCUCCCCCAUCAUCAACGCGGCUGGAGACGAGACGGGUGGUCUUACUGCCUAUGGCGGUGGAGGGUUCUCGCCUUACAGCGGCGGCGGCGGCAUGAGCCCCGGGUACGCGCCCACGAGCCCGUUCAGCAGUGGCAUGAGCCCGAGCAGUCCUGGUUUUGGCUACUCACCUGCCAGUCCUGCCUUUGGUUACUCGCCUACUAGCCCUGGUCAAGGCCUGUCGAGCCCAGCGUACGAGAUGACGAGUCCGAGAUACAACAGCAGCCCCGCCAGUCCCGCUUACACGCCGACCUCGCCAACUUACUCACCCACGAGCCCGGCAUACAGCGGAGGCAACAAGGUCUCGCCCACAUCUCCCUCCUACUCGCCAACCUCUCCGUCGUACUCUCCGACCUCUCCGAGCUACUCGCCAACCUCGCCAAACUACAGUCCAACCUCGCCUGGCCAUCAUCUGGGCAACUCGACUUCUCCGACGUCUCCCAAGUACUCACCGACGUCGCCUCAGUACAGCCCGACUUCUCCAGCGUACAGUCCGACUUCUCCGGCAUACUCGCCCACCAGUCCCAAGUAUGGCGGCGGUGCGGGUAACAGCCACUCUCCGACGUCGCCUUCGUACAGCCCGACGUCUCCUGUCUACAGCCCGACUAGUCCGGUGCAGAACGGGUAUUCGCCGACGUCGCCGACGCAGAACACCAGUCCGACGAGUCCUCAGUAUAGCCCGACUAGCCCUCAGUACUCGCCAAAUUCUCCGCGCGAGGAAGGGAGCUAGAUGCGUGUUAUCAUUCACGACCAUUGUUUUACCAGAACAACCAUUACGACACGAACACAUCUUCACGGAACGGCGUGGCUUGCGAUCAGAGGCGGACAGCAGGAAGGAAAAAGAGGCCAGACG